Molecule: messenger RNA, 1566 nt
Organism: Penicillium waksmanii
Lineage: Eukaryota; Fungi; Ascomycota; Eurotiomycetes; Eurotiales; Aspergillaceae
Product: homoserine O-acetyltransferase family protein
Exons: 1
Coding region: 1-1566 (521 amino acids)
Biological process (GO): L-homoserine metabolic process
Molecular function (GO): homoserine O-acetyltransferase activity; L-serine O-acetyltransferase activity
Source: RefSeq, a predicted model, not a curated record
AUGCGUUUGCUCCACGGAGCUUUCCGCAAUGCAUCUCGCUCCGCGCGAGUCCCACAAUGGCGACCCAGCGACUCGUCCAUCCUCGCCGCAGCCCGUCGCCCGUUGACACUGUCGCAGUCGCAACUGAAAUACACUGGCUCCCCACGUCUUUCCUCGACCAGUGCCGCGUCUAAGGACUCCUCCAAUCCGGCCAUGUCCUUUCCUUGUCUGGAUGCGCAAGAGGCACGGUCUGCACUGCUCUCCGCCCGCUCACUCGAAUCCGGUCCCGAACCCUCAUACACCGCCGGAGAACAUAAACGAUUUCACAGCGAGAAAUCAAUUCUGUUGGAUUGGGGUGGAGUCCUGCCAGAAUUUGAUAUUGCAUACGAAUCAUGGGGUCAGCUAAACAGUGACAAGAGCAAUGCGAUCCUUCUACACACUGGCUUGUCCGCCUCAAGUCAUGCUCACAGCACCCCCUCCAACCCCAACCCCGGAUGGUGGGAGAAGUUCAUUGGCCCCGGACUACCUCUCGAUACCGAUAAAUACCAUAUCAUCUGCACAAACGUUUUAGGUGGCUGCUUCGGUUCUACUGGACCCUCCUCCACUGACCCUUCUGACGGAGAACGCUAUGCGACCCGAUUCCCGAUCCUGACAGUAGACGACAUGGUACGAGCUCAGUUCCGCUUGCUCGACGCGCUUGGUAUUGAGAAGCUCGCGGCCUCCGUGGGUUCCAGCAUGGGAGGUAUGCAAAGUCUAGCCGCUGGCGUUCUCUUCCCGGAGCGCGUGGGGAAGAUCGUAAGCAUCAGCGGUUGUGCACGCAGCCAUCCUUACAGCAUUGCGAUGCGACACACCCAACGCCAGGUUCUAAUGAUGGACCCCAACUGGGCACGCGGCUUCUACUAUGAUUCUAUUCCCCCUCACUCCGGCAUGAAGCUUGCCCGAGAGAUUGCAACUGUCACUUACCGCAGUGGCCCCGAGUGGGAGAACCGAUUCGGACGCCGCCGUGCCGACCCCAGCAAGCAGCCGGCACUGUGCCCCGACUUCCUGAUUGAGACCUACCUCGACCAUGCCGGUGAAAAGUGGUGCCUGGAAUUCGACCCGAACAGUCUUCUCUAUGUGUCCAAGGCCAUGGACCUGUUCGAUCUCGGCCACGCUCAUGAAUCAGAGACCCGUCGUCGCCGUGCCGAAUCGGAGUUCCGCAUUGCUAAGGGAGGUAUCUCACCUAAUGUCUCUGACCCCACUUGCACUCUCACCCUCCCAGACCAGCCCUAUGAGGAACAGCCCGAGGUAACCGCCUCUAUUCCACCCACAGACCAAGCUGUCUCCGGCAGCCCCGAUGGACCCCCACGCGACCUCGUCACCGGCCUGGCCGGUCUCAAGAACCACGAGGUCCUCGUGAUGGGAGUGGCCAGUGAUAUUCUCUUCCCCGCGUGGCAGCAGCGUGAAAUCGCCGAGACCCUCCGCGCAGGCGGCAACAAAACCGUGAAGCACAUCGAGCUAGGCGAAGAUGUCUCGAUGUUUGGACAUGAUACAUUCCUUUUGGACUUGAAGAAUGUCGGGGGUCCGCUGGGUCGGUUCCUGCAGUAA